AUGAACCCGCAACUGGUACCAGGUACUCCAGGCGCUACUCCAGCAACGGCAGCGGACAUAGCGAUGGUUACGGUGCAAAUGAGAGUUCCAGAAUUUUGGAGAGAACUACCGAGGUCGUGGUUCUGUCAAUUCGAGGCGAUUAUGGCACCACAGAAACAAGGCGACACGCAGAAGUACGACAUGGUGUUGGCAAAAUUACCCACAGACGUUUUGCAGCAGGUAACCGAUAUUAUCGAAGCACCACCGGAAUCACGCAAGUACGAGAUCAUAAAAGAGCGCUUACUGUUGGUUUAUGAAGAGAGUGCAGACAAACAAUUUCAGAAAUUGAUGCACGAAAUGGACCUGGGCACACAAAAACCGUCGCAGUUACUCAGGAAGAUGACAACGCUAGCAAAAAAAUGCAAUCUGACAGAAGAACCACUCAAGAGGCUAUGGUUAGACAAGCUCACACCUAAUGUGCGCGCACUACUGGCAAUGAGUGAGGAUACCAAGUUGGAGGAGAUGGCCAAGAAGGCGGAUAAAAUAUUAGAAACCCUUGGAAGCGGCGAGGUUGCAUCUAUAACGCCGAGUACGUCGACAGCAGGACCCAGCGAAAACGACAGCGUAGCUAAUCACUUAAAAGAAUUAGCAAUGGAAAUGAAGGAAUUGCGUGGAGAAAUAAAUGAGAUCAGGAACAGAAACAGAGGCAGCGCAAGAGACACAGACGGAGGUGGGCGAUGGCAACAACGUCCCAGAUCCAAAAGCCGGACGCGGCGAACACCAGAUUCUCCCGACUGGCUAUGCAGACACCAUUACCGCUACAGGAGCAAUGCGCGGACGUGUGAAGCACCGUGCAGCUGGGCCAAGAAGCAGCGGAAGCAGGAAAACUAG
Messenger RNA from Spodoptera litura, 870 nucleotides. RefSeq lists its product as uncharacterized. The record is from RefSeq and is a predicted model, not a curated record. NCBI's taxonomy places the organism in Eukaryota, Metazoa, Arthropoda, Insecta, Lepidoptera, Noctuidae.